UUUCAGGGCAAACCUAAGCUGUUGUUACCAUGGAUGAUGUGGCAAGCAGCACCAAUCUUUUAUGCUUUCAUGAGCAUCUUCACACCAAUUAAGCCACCGGUGCCUCUGAACUUGAUGUCUUUCUUGUUCGUUGUGUACUUCCUCCUGGUGGUGUUUUCCUACUACAGUGAGGUCACAACAAGAGAGAGGCCAGUAGCAGUUACAGUUGUGGCAGUAACUCAAACUCCAUCUGGAAUGACCGUCACCAUUCCUUCACCAGGAAAGGAUGAUGCUCCACCACCAUACCCAGGUUACAUUUCAGAAUUCAACCCAGCAUACAGUUCAACAGAUGAAACAUCAGCCCCUCCAUACACUGCCACGUAUAUGUCUAAUUAUGCAACUCCUCCUCCUUAUUCUCAAAUUAUUCAACAAAGUCCAGGAACUACUCAACAGAGUCCAGGAACUACCCAACAAAGCCAAGGAAACACAAGUUCAGAGCAUUCAGCACCAAACUCAAGUCAAAACAGUGCAGCUGCGUCACCAGCUGAAACCUGCAGAGAAGCAAUACCUCUGGUUAAGAAAAGUUUGCAGUCAAAUGAGUAGACUGCUUCAUGCAUUCAGCUAUCAGAAGAGAUUUGUGAAUGUGACUUGAAUUCAUAAUUACAUGCAAAUAUUAUGUAUACUAUACUUGCAACUUACUCAGUGUUUGUAAGCUGUUGUUUGAUGUUGUCAGUAUUUUUCAUGACUUUUUAAUUUGUUUGAAAGACCUUCAAUUUGAACAAAUUUCUUGUGUGAUUUUUCUUGUAUAUGAAGUAUAAGGAGAAAGGAAGACAUUAAUUUAUAUCAUAGUCUGUUAUGUAAAAACCUCCUUUAGUAAUACGAGUAUCAUAUAAAGUAAAGUCGGUAUUCAAAUGAGAAAAAAUGUCAGCUUUAACCUGUUCUAGCUGAAAGUUAUUUGCUUUUCUCCACUUCUCAGCCUUUUUUUUAACUCAUUUUGAUCUGUCACAUUCCUUUCCAUUUCAAAUUUCAAAAAUAAGGAAAAUAAUUGAAUAAUCACUGAGUUCAGUUAUCACCAUUUUGAGAGACAUUAUUGCCAGCAUAUUUUCUUAGAAACUCGGUUUCCAUUGAGUGGACUGAAGUAAAUCACUUCGUGCUGUAUCAAGUAUUUGCUAUAAUUCUUAAACAAGCUAGUCAUGUAUUUUGCAAUUUUCAUGAAACUUUAAUGUUCGAUUUACUUCUAUGGUUUCACUGUGCUACACUUCUCUGAUGUAUGCGUAUAUAAUGUAUAAAAUGGGUACAUAAUAUUAUGGUUAAUGUAUGAAUAUUGUAAGUGGGUGCUGGGGUUGGAUAAAAUGUUGCUACCAUGACAAAGGGGCUUAUCUCAGUUUUUACUAGUUUCCAGAAGUAUGAUCCAAAAUGUUUGCUCAAAUGCUUUCAAUUCAUAGCUAUCCUAGCUUGUAAAGAGAUGCCUACGCACCAUCAAUGCAGUAACCAAGUUUUCAAUAUUACAAUUGACCACAUGCUACCGGGGAAAAAGAAUAAUAAAUGGAGGAAAUUCUUCGCUCAUUUUUUAUAUUUUCGGGAAAUGUCUGCACAUUGAAGGCUCUGCUAGUACUUAACCACAAAGGAGUCAAUUAGUAGAUGUUGUGACCUUAUCUGAUUUCAACUUUCCUUGAAUUGGCAGGAAAAACUUUUUUUUUUCUAGUGUC
Molecule: messenger RNA, 1688 nt
Organism: Penaeus chinensis
Lineage: Eukaryota; Metazoa; Arthropoda; Malacostraca; Decapoda; Penaeidae
Product: mucin-7-like
Exons: 2
Coding region: 34-582 (182 amino acids)
Source: RefSeq, a predicted model, not a curated record